AUGGCUUCAGAAACAAGUUCCCCCUCCGCCGCUGGCUCACCCACGAGCGCAACAUCAAACAUACUGACUCCAACGCGAAAAGUUCGGGCUUUGCUUGCCCAAUUCGAUGACUCGGAUUCUGAUACCGCUACUCCUCCUCGGCCUCAGCAAGUCGACAAGAAUCCUGUUGCUCAAUCCGCCCCCAGGCCGGAGAAGGACAAGCUGGAAAAUCCCUCCGAUGAUUCAGAUGAUGAUGACAUCUUAGCACCACGGCGACCCCAGUCUGCGAAGGACAUCAACUCUGAUCCACCUGCUCCUCCGCAGCACAGUUAUGAGCAUGUUAACCCUCAACCUAGCUCCCGCGUGGAGUUGAACAAGGAAGACGGAGAUUCAGACGAUUCAGAGGAGGACAACAUCUUCGCAGGACGGCGCACUUCCAACACGAACCCAAAAGGUACGCCUUCACGACGAUCACCUUCUCCGCUAUUUUUUCCGUCCCCCAAAGAGCAAAAGUCGAAAUUUCUUGCCCUCGUCGAGAAGCACAGAAAGCAACGACUCGAAAAGGAAGCAGAAGAAGCCGCCAAGCAAGCGGCCCGUGUUGAAAGCCUGAAAUCUCAAGGAGAAGGACAACAUAGGAUCCGCGGUUCAAGCCCUGCAGAUGAUACGGACGAGGAGAGUGAUUUCUCUGAGGGAGCUGCAGGGAAGAAGCUGUCAAAGCACGCACGUCCCAUACGAAAGGCAAGCAAGAAGGCUAUUGAAGAAAUGAAUCGGGAGACCCAAAGGAUCAGUCGAAACAUGCAACUUGCACAUCAAGCCCGGACAAAGAAGAAAAUAACCAAGGACAGUCUGUUGGCUCGAUUCAAUUUUCCGUUCGCAAGUUCGACACUUGAGCGAGAAGCCGACCUCUGUCCUACCAGCAGCUCUAGAGCAGCAUCAGACAACGAAGCUGGCAAUGCUCGCGAGACGCCUCCUACCAGCCCAAUCUCGGAGGAAAUCGUCAACGACCAAAAGGAGGUCGCCGUUGAAAGGCCAAACAAGGGCAAAGGAAGGGCGCUUUCUGUGGGACCCAUGGGGCAAGAAGUUCAGACCCAUUCGGUGACAGCACUCCGGGUCGACGCAUCAGACGAGCAGUCACUGAAACCUUCUGUCAAGCCGUUAGACAAAUCAGUCCUUUCCAAGAUCUCACUAGCUGCGACGACUGGGUCAGAGGAUGACGGCUCUGAUUCAGAUCUCGAAGUGGUCACCUCACACGGCGACAUGCGCAAAUAUGCGGCGUUCGAGCAUUUGCCUUCACGAAAAGCUAAAGAGGCUCCGUCAUACCUGGCAUUGCGUUCGCUUGCAAAUCUAAUUGGUGAAGAUCUCAAGCACUCUAUGAACGCAGCCGAAAUGGAAGCAUCAUUACGACGGGCCGCUCGUUCGCAGGCCCGGCAAGAAAGACAACAAAGAAUCGAAGAAUUAAAGGCCAAAGGAGUCGUUGUGCAGACAGCCGAGGAGCGGGAGCGCGAACAACAGGAGGUGGAAGAUCUUUUGGAGCGAGCGCGACAGGAAGCUGUGGAGAUCCAGAAACGUGAAAAGGCCCUUGCAAAAAAGGACGGUAGUUACACCAAGGAUGAGCUGGAUGAUGAAGACGAAAGUGACGACGAAGAUUUCGCUGAAGAUGAGGACGGUGAUCUAGAUGGGGAUUCUGAAGAGGAAGAUGGGAGUGAUGCCGAGCGCGAUGAUGGCGAUGAAGAGGAGGAAGGGAUAGAAGAUGUGGAAGGAAAUGAUGAUAUGCAGGGCAAUCUACUUGACGAUCUAGCUGAAGAACAAGAUUCCGCCGAAUCUUCUUCUUCAGAGGCCGACCCCGAUGAUGAGAACGAGCAUUCCGAUGCUGCGGUCAAAGAAGGCGGUUUGCAAACUGACUCCAUGCCACGAAAAAGCCGAAGAAAUCGAAUAGUCAGCGACGACGAAGAUGAAGACAUAUCAUCUGCGACGCUACAAUCUCCACAGCUUCCUAGGCCUGUAAAGACCCCCCAAUCCAUGUCUCGUUCAGCGAGAAAGCAGAUUCCUGGUCUGCAGAUGUCAGACGACCUUCCGAUCGGCCUAACCCAGGCCUUUGCCGCUACAAUGGCAGAUUCGCAAAGUCAGAGUACGGUGAACGCGCAAGAACAAGACAGCCUCACCAUGACGGCAGACCUUCCGUCGCCGAACAUUGCAAUGGUACCAAAACUUUACCGUCUUGAUUCGGUCGACAUGAUCACCGACAGUCAGCCAGCUUCUCAGACGCAACCACUGGAUGUCAACCUGUCGUUUUCUGGAUCUGAGCCAGUUUCACAGACCCCGGCGAAUCAUUCGCGUCUUAAUAGUGUGGACUUUACUCCUUCACAGGUGCAUUUCGAACCAACACAGGACGCGGGAUACGAACUGAGUCCUUUCCUGGGGAAUCGCUUUGCCACUGACACUCCUCAACAACCAGCACCGCACUCAACUGUGGAUACCGUCAUACUCCCGAAUGAUGUGCAAGAUAGCCCCAUCAUGCAAAGAAAGGCUAGGCUUGUGCGCGGGCGUAUAUCUCUCGAUAGGUCGGAUGAGGAGUCGACCGAAGCGAAUGAUCCAUCGGCGUUUGACAUCAUGCAAAGAGCAGCCAAACAAAAGUCUCGUGAAGCAUUUGACAAAACAAAGUCACGAGCACGAGAGGCCGUCGAUGAAGCGGCAGAAGAAUCUGAAGAUGAGUAUGCUGGCCUCGGUGGAGCAAGCGAUGAUGAGGUGAACGAGGAAGAAAAUGAAGACGACCGCAGAAUGAUUGAUGAAGAUACGGAGGUCGGAGUGGGCGAUGCAGCCAGACUGGCCAAGCUCUUUGCAGAUCGUGAACGUCAGCAAGACGAAGCGGCCGUCUCCAAGCUGCUGAAAGACAUCACGACGGGUGCAUUACGGCGAAAGCGUGCUAAUGACGACCUUGACCUCUCGGACGAAGAAGAUGCCGUAAUCAGAAGAAGGGAAGCCAAAAGAAGAGAGUUUGCCAAAAUGCGCCGAGAACUACUAAAAGAUGAAGCUGUCGGCAAGAUUGCGGACGACAAGAAGAAGGAAGCAUUUCUGCGAAGCAUUGAGGACCGGCCAGACAGCGAUGACGAUGGAGAUGACCUCGAUCUCUCGGAGACUCCAGUCGAGGGCGAUUCUCGGGUAAAGGAUAGUCAGAAUGCACAGCAGGACGAAGGUAUUGAUGCUCAGGAAAGAAUGAAUCAACCCCCAUUAACAGGCAGUGCCCGAGCCCUCACAAUCACAGCAGGAUCAAAGCUGAAUCAAGCUGGACGAUCAAGUCGUCCCACCCAUGUUCUUCACAACAGAAGGCCCGGCACUCUCGCCGAGAUUCGAGAAUCCGUAUCGUUUCUCAUCGAGGAGCCAGAUUCACAGGCGGGGACUAUCGAUCUUGGUCUCUCCGAUUCGGAAGAUGAUCCCGAGGCAUACGUAGAUCUCGACCGACAUCUGUAUUCGGCUGCAGCGGAUGAAAAUGCCGAGGAAGGGGACGAUCUGGGUGAUUUUAUUGUCGACGAUGAUGGGCACGCCAAAGCCGAGGGCACGUUCAAGAAGCCCGCUUUACCUUCCGGCGACAGUCGAGCCCCAUUCUCGGAACGACGGACCAAAGAGAGGACAAACGUUGUCAACCGGCUGAGCAUGCUCCGUCAAGCAUCAUCCUCUUCUGGGUCCUCGGGCAGCACCAAGUUGGCGUUCUUGAGCGCAAGCAACUCAAUCAGCGGUGCCUUCAACAAGGUGCCCAGUCUGCUUCGCCGCGCAACGACCAACUCAAGCCUGGGGAGCAUGGCUGGCCGGGAUGAAAAUGUAUCUGCAACCGGGGUGGUAACGAACAAGACUGAGCGAGGCAAUGCCAGCGAAGAAAAGGAGUUUGUAAGGAAAGGCUCUGGUAGUCGAAGAAACGCGGUCAACUACCGACCCACGAUCCGCGAGGAGAAGAUGAGCCAACGAGCGGGGAUUGCAAAGAAGAAGGCGGCCAAGAUCAAAAAGAGUGGAUUCUUGGGAGGUCUUUUUGGAAGAGAUAGUUGGGCCUGA
Molecule: messenger RNA, 4023 nt
Organism: Cladophialophora psammophila CBS 110553
Lineage: Eukaryota; Fungi; Ascomycota; Eurotiomycetes; Chaetothyriales; Herpotrichiellaceae
Exons: 1
Coding region: 1-4023 (1340 amino acids)
Biological process (GO): mitotic DNA replication checkpoint signaling; activation of protein kinase activity; mitotic G2 DNA damage checkpoint signaling
Molecular function (GO): anaphase-promoting complex binding
Source: RefSeq, a predicted model, not a curated record